Messenger RNA from Lymnaea stagnalis (great pond snail), 20359 nucleotides. The record is from the annotation of a GenBank genome assembly. NCBI's taxonomy places the organism in Eukaryota, Metazoa, Mollusca, Gastropoda, Lymnaeidae.
GCCUGACAGAGUUAAUUCCUCGUGAUACCAGCAGUAUCGCCGACUCCCGCUGGCGCAGUAGGAUGUGAUAUGCCCACAGUGGAAGGUCUGGAUAGUGGAUGUGGAUAGCUGGAUUGAAAGACUGGAGGACAUCCGUACAGAGAUAACAGCUGACUUAGAUAAUUCCUAUAUCACUGUGUGUAAGAUAUCUGACAAAGGUAAGUGUUGACUUAGAGAAGUCAUAGAUUCAAGUAUCACUAUAUGUUAGUCAUCUGUACAAAGAUAAGACAGUAUGAGGUAAGUCCUAGAGAUUCGAGUGUCACUAUGUCUCAGACGUAUGUAUAAAAAUAAGACAGCAUGAGUUAAGUCCUAGAGAUUCGAGUAUCACUAUGUCUCAGACGUAUGUAUAAAAAUAAGACAGCAUGAGUUAAGUCCUAGAGAUUCGAGUAUCACUAUGUCUCAGACGUAUGUAUAAAAAUAAAACAGCAUGAGUUAAGUCCUAGAGAUUCGAGUAUCACUAUGUCUCAGACCUUUGUACAAAGAAAAGACAGCAUGAGGUAAGUCCUAGAGAUUCGAGUGUCACUAUGUUUUCGACAUCUGUAAAAAGGUUAGUGUUGAGUUAGAGAAGUCCUAGCGAUCCAAAUGUUCUAUGUUUCCUACAGUCUAUGGUUCUUAAUCGGGGAAGAGUACACGUUUUAUUACGUCACCGUAAGGGUUAAGGACACUAUCGCUUCAUUCAAUGAUGACUUCAAAGUUUGGCUCAUGGAACAUUAAUGUCCUAAUUAGGUUUCAUUGAAUGAUCAUGUCAUGGUCAUAAGUUAGUUUACGUUGUCUUUGAUGCACUUACACUCUCACCAAAUCUACAGAUUCAUAAAAUGUGAGCUCAAUGUUUAUGAUUUAGAGUCCAUUGAAAAAAAAAAGGGGGGGGGGUAGGGGGAUUACGAGAUGGUAAAUUUAACCAGGAGUCAAGGUUCUCCUGAGAGAAGUGCUGUCCAGUCCAGACUGCCAUUCCAGGAUCGGCGCAUUGUACUACUGCCAUCCGUGUAAUGAAGUAUCAAUGGCGCCGCCAACAUCUCACAAAGACUGAAAGAUGCCAUGUGUGGAACUAAAGAUCAAAACGUACACAGAGAACUUUUCAGAACGAACAUUUGAAUUUUCACUGAAGUAAUUCUUUCUCAAUGCUACUAUUUUAUAUAGAAUUCGGGUAGACUAGAAACAGAGGGUAGACUAGAAACAGAGGGUAGACUAGAAACAGAGGGUAGACUAGAAACAGAGGGUAGACUAGAAACAGAGGGUGCUGUAAGACAGUGUGUAGUUCCAUAGGCUCAGACAUCCACUUCAAUAUCAGCUACAAUUUGUGCCCAAAUAUAUAUAUGUAUUGGUGGAUGUGGUCCAUCAUCGUGGCGAUACGAGGUACUUGGGGAAAAACAAAGGGCAAUAAUAUGGACAUCGAAGGGCAAUAAUAGGCACAAUUAAGGGCAAUAAUAGGCACAAUUAAGGGCAAUAAUAUGCACAAUUUAGGGCAAUAAUAUGCACAAUUUAGGGCAAUAAUAGGCACAAUUUAGGGCAAUAAUAUGCACAUUUUAGGGCAAUAAUAUGCACAAUUUAGGGCAAUAAUAUGCACAAUUUAGGGCAAUAAUAUGCACAAUUUAGGGCAAUAAUAUGCACAAUUUAGGGCAAUAAUAUGCACAAUUUAGGGCAAUAAUAUGCACAAUUUAGGGCAAUAAUAAGCACAAUUUAGGGCAAUAAUAUGCCCAAUUUAGGGCAAUAAUAGGCACAAUUUAGGGCAAUAAUAUGCACAAUUAAGGGAAAUAAAAGGGACAAUAAGGGACAAUAAAGCAUUUAAUGAAGGGAAAAGAGGGGGACAAUGAAGGACAAUAAUUUGAAAAACGGAGGGGUAUGAGUGAGUCAGUAAAGUACACAAUUUAGUAUGGUUUUUAAAGGAUUUAGAUUCUUUUUAUAUCCAGUAUUUUGUGCACAUGGCACGGAAUCAUAUGUUGCCAUGCAAUCCAUUCAAGUAUUUGUCAAGGGGUAAUCCUAAUGGUCCGCGUUCAAAUUGACAUUUCGCCCAAUAUCUGUUAUUGGUAGGCUUUCUAAGUUUUUAAACUGAGCAAAGUUUCAUUGACACCACUCGUUCCUUGAGUAGUGAUCCAUGAUUACUAAUCAUUUUGUGUCCUUCUGAUUAUAACUUCCAAUCGACGCCUUAUACCCACAUAGCGCCUGUGGUACGAGAAAACUAUCCACGUGACUUUGACCCCCAACUUAGGUGAAAAAUAAGAUAAAUUUAAUAACUUUGUGUUGUGAAGACGGAAGAAAUGUAUCUCCUGUCGUUAAUUUAAAUACAAAACAAUUUCACAUUUCAAUGGUGUGGUCAACUUAAAUUGCUAAUUCUGUGUUUAGUUUUAUUUGAAUGUUUUCUAUGGCGUAGGCGUUAAUUCAAGAAUAGGGUGCUUGUAAACAGACACUAGAGAGUAGUAUAUUUAAGCUUACCCCAUCAUAAUGGGGGGGGGGGUGGGGGCGCCUCCUUAACAAUGGUGAACUAUUUCCCACCGUGCUCUUCCUACAACCUUGACCUCCAUGGCGUCAAUCAGUAUUCAUUUCAAUCCUGCCGAUAAAUCUUCAUACUUUGACGAGACUUUUUCUUUACAUUUCCAUCAUCCAUUCAAGUACAGACGCAUAUACUUGAUCACGUUGCAUUGAGCAUUACUCCAAGGAUGCAGAGCUUUCAAAAGUGUAACUCGAAUGUAAACAAACACAGCGAUCAUUUCCCCAUUGCUGGCAACUGAAGGAAAACAAACGUCUCCAUGACACCAGUGCGAUAGAGCGGAACAUCUGUUUAUAUUGCAAAUUGCUGUUUGGUUGUUGCUGUUUUUUUGUUUUUUUUUUAACUUCGCUUGAGUGGAGAACGUGAUCGUAUGCAACGUUCCUAGAUUCAUUGUUGUGUUUAUGGUGUAGAAAUUGAAGAAGUUGUUUGGAAACAUGAGCCGUUGUAUGAUUGCAACAAAUCAAAGGUGUGGAAACAAGAAAUGUGUGCAAAACUUACGCACUAGAAGACAGAUGUUUUGGCUCUAUUGUCUAUUGACUAUCUGAGAACGUACGGCUUUAGUGGUGCAACUUAAACGGCUUUUAAAUAUAUCCUAAAUCUACAACCUAGUAAAUUUGUCUUGACUAAACUAAAGUUCAAAGGUGCCCCUUAGAGCGAAAAAUAAAAUUUAAAAAUAUAAUCUUCGUUAAAGGAACUUGUAUAUGUUUGCAUUAUUCAAAAGUAUAUAAUAAAUACUCUCUAACGUGUAUUUCAUAAGCUGUAUGAAGCACCAGGUCCUUAAAAUGACUAUAAAAUCGAUUUUACUCUGAUGUUGUCCAACUUAUCGAAUAUUUACGAUUUUUUCUCUUCACAGCUAAAUUCUAUUUAUUUUGAUCCCCAGACAUUAAAAUGUUUACCAUCAAGUGGUCAUCUAAAUAACGGAAUUAAAAUGUACGAACAACAACCAAGUGGACAUUGUGUUACAUCAGGGUGAGGAUGUUGACUGGCGGUGAUUUGCUGAUAAAGUGUGUCAUGGACAUGGUGCAAAUGAUUUAGCAGUCAUUAACAGACCCUGACUCUGAGAUCGUUAGUCACUAACAGACCUGGUCAAGACAAAUCUGUGACGGUACAAUAAACGCCAUCCUUCUCUGCAACUCUUGGAAGUGAGCCAAGGUUUCGUUGAAUGUGAAUCAAGUUGAAUCAAAUUGAUCACUUAUUUUACUGUGAGCCAAAGAAAGGAUGCCAAGGAAGAGAAAAGAGGAGAUGGAGAGAGAUUUGGCUGAGGGGAAAAUUCACAAACCUCAACAGAGGAAUGCAGCAAAUGCUAGAGAGAGAUCCAGGAUGAGAGUUCUCAGCAAAGCUUUCUCCAGGUUAAAGGUAGGUUGGUAGGUUGUAAUAUAUGAGAGCUCUUAGCAAAGCUUUCUCUAUAAUUAAAGGUAGGUUGGUAGGUUGUAAUAUAUCAGAGUUCUCAACAAAGUUUUCUCCAGGUAAAUGGUCAGGUUGAUAGAUUGCAACAUAUGAGAGGUGCGAGAAAAGCUUCCUCCAUAUUAAAGUAGGUUGUAAAAUAAAGUGUAAGAUUACUGUUAGGUUUUAAAAUAAAGUGUAAGAUUACUGGUAGGUUGUAAAAUAAAGUGUAAGAUUAAUGGUAGGUUUUUAAAUAAAUUGUAAUAUUACCGGAAGGUUGUAAAAUAAAGUGUAAGAUUAAUGGUAGGUUUUUAAAUAAAUUGUAAUAUUACCGGAAGGUUGUAAAAUAAAGUGUAAGAUUAAUGGUAGGUUUUUAAAUAAAUUGUAAUAUUACCGGAAGGUUGUAAAAUAAAGUGUAAGAUUAAUGGUAGGUUUUUAAAUAAAUUGUAAUAUUACCGGAAGGUUGUAAAAUAAAGUGUAAGAUUACUGUUAGGUUUUAAAAUAAAGUGUAAGAUUACUGGUAGGUUGUAAAAUAAAGUGUAAGAUUACUGGUAGGUUGUAAAAUAAAGUGUAAGAUUACUGGUAGGCUGUAAAAUAAAGUGUAAGAUUAAUGGUAGGUUGUAAAAUAACGUUUAAGAUUACUGGUAGGUUGUAAAAUGACGUUUAAAAUUACUGGUAGGUUGUAAAACAACGUGUAAGAUUACUGGUAGGUUGUAAACAGAGUGGAACAGAAGCAAGGACCUAAAAAAUGUUUAAAAAGCUUUGAUAAACUAAAUAUAUCGAUAAUGAAGUUACUGAAAAAGAUAUUUAAAUACAUUAUGUGAUGAAAGUACUACAUUGAUAUUAAAAUGAUAUCAUGUAAUUAAAAAAGUAAACCUAAAGUCCAAUAUAAUAAACUGUAAGUAUUACCCUUUAAACUAAUGUUUCUCAAGAAUAUUUCAUAAAAAAUUUUCACGGAAAUCUUCCCUUCCGGGAAAUCCCGGGUACACCAUUAAGAAUACGAUUUUAAAAAAAAAAAUGUAUAGCAAGCCACAGAUAAUCACAGAUGGUCCCAGAUGGUCACAAAUUGUGACAAAUGGCCUCUAUACCCCAAGACAAGAAAAAUAUUCUAAUCCCGCUAAUAGGCCUUUCAAUUGAGUUAAUGUCUGCAGGGCCUACAGGAAAAAUAAAUUAAAUUAAACUCUCGGCAUCACGUAGUUUUAAUGAAUGACGUAAUAUGUUAUGCCAGGAAUGAAAUUGUACUACACAAACUUUACGAUUGUUUACAAAACAAUUUUACUCUCAGUUUACUGUUUCUGUCGGAGAAUGGACAGAAUUCCCUCCACAGCCUAAGUUGAGGUCACGUUAAUAGGUUGGGAACCUUUGCUCUAUUUACUUGAUUCUAACAGACAGUUUAUGUGGCCAACUACCUUUAGAAUAUGUAUAAUUUUUAAGUUCACAAAUCAGCAUGGAUAUAUUAGAAUAUAUUAUUAUGCAUAUAGUUAUUUCAAUUUUUUUUUACUAAUUUUUAAUUCGGAACGAACCCGCCCUUGAGAUAUAGCAAAACAAUAAAUGUCUUGUAACUAAUUCGAAUGUCAAGAAUACAAUACUUAAAUAAAUUGUAAAGUUGUGAGUGGGUGGAGUGGGGGGUAUAAACGCCGACAUAUUCGAAUUUAGCUUAACAAAUAUAUCAUUAGCCAAGUAUCUAUUGCUAGGACUACGCUGGGAGAAAUGAAGAAACAAUAUAGUAGCAAGUGACCAAGCUCUCGCCUGGCCUGAACAGCGUUAUUCAUUCAAUAAUAGACAACAAAGAUAUUAAGCAAUUAUAAGAAAAACAAUUUUUUUUAAUAGUUAAUUUCAGUUGUUGGUCAAUGUUUAAUUUAUUUGAUUCCGGGAUUUUUACCGGAAACCCGGGAUAACCGUAAAUCUUAUCCCGUUUCCCAUAAUUGUUACCAGAGAUUUAUUCCGUUGUCCACAGACAACCCUUCCAUGGGUCCCUCCAGACACCAAACUGUCCAAGCUGGACACGUUACGGCUAGCCUCUAGCUACAUCGCACACUUGAAACAGAUCCUUGACCACGAAGAAAGUAUGACGUCAGCUGGAUUUAUUCACCCUCUUAACCUGGUCAGUUUCAUUCUUACUAUUCGAUGGUCAGUUUAAGUGUACCAUUUUGAUGGUCAGUUUAAGUGUAGCAUUUUGAUGGUCAGUUUAAGUGUAUAGCCUUUUGAUGGUCAGUUUAAGUGUACCAUUUUGAUGGUCAGUUUUAGUGUUACAUGUUGCUGGUUCAUAUAUAAAAAUAGGACUUGAUAAAGGUAUGACCAAAAUAAGUAGCACUUGAUAACAGAAGUUCUUAAUUAAAAUAGGACUUGAUAAACGAAGGACUGGAAAAAAAGUAGGACUUAAUAAAAAGGGGACUUGGUGAAAGUAGGACUUGAUGAAAGUAGGACUUGAUGAAAUCUCGAACUCUGCAUCGUUCACAUUAUGAUUGAUACGACAUGUAAGAGUAAAAUUUAACAAUAGUAUAGAUAGCCUAGUAAUGUUAACAUAUAUGAAAAUAGUAAUAUUACAUUUAUGCUGUAAUCGGCCCCUUGAAAAUACAACAUAACGGAAAUAAAACAAAUAAAUCUUACAAUACAAUCUUUAACAAACAAACAUUUAAUUUGUGAAAGAAUGUUUGACAUGGUCUUGUACUAGAAAGUGAAAAAUGCAAACUAUUGAAAUUUUAUUACAGCCAAGUCAAAUAUGGCCUAGGAGUGAAACUAAGAAAAAACGUCACUAGGACAUAGUAGGACUAUGAUGUUUCACUAAGGCGUAGUAGGACUUCGAUUCUUCCCUAGGACGUAGUUUAGUCUCUAGACUCUAAAAAUGUGUAACGUCAAGUUUCAAUAUUAUUUUCUGUGUCGGUCUCUAAACUCUGAUAAUGUGUACAGUUUUCUUUAUCAGUAAUAUCAUUUAAAGGAGAAGUACUGUCAAUUUCGAGAGGGAAACAAACAAAUUAAUUUUCUUCCCUGCCAAAUAGUAUUCAACUUUCAAUGAAAUGAGUUCAACUCUGUAGGACAUCAGAUGAUCCGCUUUUUAACAAAUUACUUCGCCUUUAAAAUUUUUAGUUAUUGCCUUUCAUAGUGGACAUACUGUCCUGUUUGCUGAUAACACACUGAAACUUUUCCUCUCUUUACAUUUGCGCUGUAAAAAUCAUUGUGCUGAAUUGUCUGUGUGCGCAAAUGUCAAUGUUCACAAUUGUCUCUGUGCGCGUUUUCUUUGGUGUAGGCUGCGCAUUUGGCGGUGUGCGUGGUUUCCUAAGUGCGCACCAGUCGGUGUGCGCAGUAAUUUCUAUGCUCAGUAAUUUAUGUGCGCAGUUUUCUGAGCGCGUUUAUCGAGUGCGCGUUUGACAUGUGCGCGUUUGACAUGUGCGCGUUUGACAUGUGCGCGUUUAUCGUGUGCGCGUUUGACAUAUGCGCGUUUAUCGUGUGCGCGUUUGACAUGUGCGCGUUUGACAUGUGCGCGUUUAUCGUGUGCGCGUUUGACAUGUGCGCGUUUGACAUGUGCGCGUUUAUCGUGUGCGCAUUUGACAUGCCCGCGUUUAUCACAGAACAAUAAUUUCGAUCCACUUCAUAUGGUUUAUAGAGUAUAUGUUAUGUGUGUGUUCUAUAAGCAGCGGGGUUUUUCGUUAGCUAGGGGUGAAAAAAUUAAGGACCACCCUUGGGGUCAUAAAAAAUUAAGGACCACCCUUGGGGUCAUAAACUCUAGCCAUUCCACUCAAUCGGGAGUUAAACAUUUGAAGUGUAUUGUAGAAUAGUUUUAAAAAUAUUCUUUUGUUUUGUUUCUGCGCACUGGUGUAAUAUAUGCAUUGCUGUUGAGUUUUAUAUUGCAUUUGAUAUUAAUUGACUCUGAUUUGUUUUUUUCAAAUUUCAACAUUAGGAAAGCAAGAGUGGGAAAUGAUUAAUAAUUAGGAUUAAACAGAAAAAUUGAGGGGAAAAUCCAUUAUUCUAAAAGUAAAUUGAGCUCAACUUUAUUCUAAGUUUUUAAACCCUCCCCCACCCUUUUUCCCCAAAGCUCUGUAUUUCCAUUUCAAACUUUGUUUUUGCUUUGAGUCUUGCUGCACCAGUGGAUGGAUGUCUGAGUAAGAAGACAUUAACAAUUGUGGUCAGCGUUGAUUGAUUCGGUGCUUAUUUUCUUGAUAACUGUAAUCCUCAUUUUUAGGUUUAAGCCGAAUUUCCCUUUAGGCUAAGUAGGCUUAGGCUAGAGUCUCCUACACAUAAGGGGCCUCUACCAAGUGUUUUUUUUGGGAAAUGAACUCCGUUUCUCCCCUCCUUCCCCCACUCCCCUCCUUCCCCCACUCCCCUCCUUCCCCCACUCCCCUCCUUCCCCCACUCCCCUCCUUCCCCCCCUCCCCUCCUUCCCCCACUCCCCUCCUUCCCCCCCUCCCCUCCCUCCCCCCACUCCCCUCCUUCCCCCACUCCCCUCCUUCCCCCACUCCCCUCCUUCCCCCACUCCCCUCCCCCAACCUCCAUUUUUUUACCCCCGGAGAAAAAUCUGUACAACAAAAAAGGAAAAUAUAUUUUAUUUUUAAAAAUGUAUUAUAAUAACAUUUUUACAAGGAUAGUUACAAGCGCCUUUCACCGAUUACAAUUUGUGCAACCAAUGAAAUAUUGAUACGAUCGAUAUAUUUGAUUAUCCGCAUAUUUAAGGCUAAUUUUAUUACAGGCUUACAAUAUUCCUAUAUAAAUAUCGUAUUGUUUCGCAAAUUGGCCGCUCCUAAUUAUAAACCGAAUCUUCUUUUUACUAUUGUUCGCAUAUUUUGAUACUUCAAUAAAUUAAUAUUUUUGUUGCAAAGUCACAAAUUGAAAGACUUAAUAACAUGGUAAUUAACUAUAAUACCUGUAAAUCAAUAUGAAGGUCUAUAAUUUAGAUAUAGUUCUUUUUAAGUAUGAAACAUUUACACGUUGUUAUCAAAUAUAAAAACAUAUCAGAUUCUUUUUUGAUUGAUUGAUUGAUUUGAUAUUUAUAUCGCGCCGGUAUCCAUGCCAUUUUAGCAUGCUCCCUGCGCUCUGGUCCUCGGAAAUCUAUUUAAACAAAAAAGUUUUUUGUCCGUUACAUGUUUCUUAAAUAAUUUUUUUUAUCAUUUACAAUUCCCCUCAAAGAUUGAGGCUUUAAAGUAGGGUCGCGUGUUAAUUAUAAAUUGUAUGGUGGUAUCAUGUUUAGAUAUAUUGUUGAUAUCAUAAUUUUAAAUGUAUUUCAUUCAAGGUGUAUCGAGUUAAAUAAAAUGACAACUUUAAGAAAUGGAUACUUUUAAAACAUAAAUUCAGAAUUUAACCGGCGCACACAAAGAGUGCAAGUUCCAACAAAUGUUGCUAAGAAAAAUACAAACGCUUCCGAUUUCAAUGACCUACUUUUGUGGCAAGGUUUCCUGGAGAACUGAUGUCUUUUUUUUUUAAAUAGUCUAUAUCUAUAUAUAGGCCUCUCUCUCUCUCUCUCUCUCUCUCUUUCUCUCUCUCUCUCUCUCUCUCUCUUUCUCUCUCUCUCUCUCUCUCUCUCUCUCUCUCUCUCUCUCUCUCUCUCUCUCUCUCUCUCUCUCUCUCUCUCUCUCUCUCUCUCUCUCUCUCUCUCUCUCUCUCUCUAUAUAUAUAUAUAUAUAUAUAUAUCUAUAUCUAUAUAUAUAUAUAUAUAAAGUUCCCAACUCCUUUUCCCUUUUUAAAAGUAGAAUAAUAAACAAUAGGCCUCACCUAUUUAUUUGCAUGUUUCUUUUUUUUAAAUUAUGUUUUAAAUUAUGUUUUACUUUAUAAGAAUCCAGUAUAACACUAAAAACAAUGCUUUUGUCAACUAGCAUUUCGUUUUAGAAGAAUUAUUUUUUUCAAAUUUUCAAUUUUAUAAUAAAUUCGUUGGAUUCGGUUAAAAAAAUGUGAUAAAAGUACACCAAAGAGUUCAUUUGUAAUUGAUCGGAAGAAAGUUAUAACAGUUUAAUAUUCCAAAUAAAUAUUUCAAUCAAUUAAAUAUUGAGACAUGUAAACUCUAUUUUUAUACGAUUUCCCGCGUAUCAAAUCACACUUUAAAUAUUAGUUGCCUGUUGUUUUACCUUUUCUUAACAUAAUUUUGACAUUCUUAUCCGAAUUAUUAAAAAUUACUUUUAUUUUUUUAAAAAUUGAAAUGUGUAAACCUUUCUAAAAUUAACGUUGUUUUUUUUUUUCGUUGUGACUCUGGCAAAAUUUGGAAAUAUUAAGAAAAGGCCAUUAUCAUAAGUAAGUUGAAUUUUUUUUUUCCAUAUGCGUUCAAGCUGUGAAAUGAUGUUAGCAUCAACCGGAGUAAAGCUUGUGUGUGGCACUGGACGUCAUGGUGCCUAAUUUCCAUGCUGAUAAAUGCCCUUCCCGCCCCCAUGCCGGAAGCUUGAAUAACCCUUUCCCCCCGGUCACGUUGUCUAACAGAGACAUUGCAUUCAGAUAUUUGCCAAAAUGCACCUCUGGGUUUUGAAAUAAUUUUAAAAAUUAUCUGAGGAGGGGCUUAGACCCCUACCCCGUUUCACUCAGGGGCCAUCGGCGCCCUACAUUUCUGCCCUACUUCCCAUUACAGAUAGGUGGCCCUGGUCCCCAAUUUUGGCGCCUAGUGGCGUAGCUAGUGCUGUGCCAUUCUGGGUGAUCGAAGAUUUUUUUUUCUUUCUCCUUGACAAUACAAACUCUGGCGUUGUCUGAAAAUGUCCCCCUCCGGCCCGCCUUGCUACCCCACUGGCACAACCCAACCUAGCAUCUUAAAUGCCCCCCCCCACGGAGGAAAUUGUUUGAACGAAAAACAUUUCCUCCAACAUCUAGGGCCUCCAACAUCUAGGGCCUCCAACAUCUAGGGCCUCCAACAUCUAGGGCCUCCAACAUCUAGGGCCUCCAACUUCUAACGUGCCUCAAAAUGAGGAGCCACAUUUUAAAGAUGACCACGUUUGAAAACAAUAAAGAACCUCCCAAUGUAUACAUUGAAAUCAUGUACAAGGUGUUUCACAAAUGAUUAACGUUUAACAAAAUAGGGCUCACAGCGCUGAUACUAACAGAACCGUCGAGAGGCUCCUAUAACCCCUGAAGCUGCAAGGGCCUCGGAUAUUUAAGGGAACCCCCGUGUGUGAUGUGGGCACAAAUUGAUAGAAAAUACUUGAAAGUAUUGAUUCGCUCAAUAACAAAAAUCGAAUAGUCACAUGGGUCUCAAAGGUCACGAGACGGCUCUGCAUAAUUAUGGAAUUAAAGACCUGGAGAAAACAUGACUGAUUUUGGUGUUAAACUCUUUCACUGCCGACACAGAGCUUAAAAGAUUGCCGAGUGCAGUCAUACGACGAUUCUGCCAACAUCUCUCAUCAGUAAGAUGUUAUGAGGAAAUACGUUCAAGGGAAACAACAGACAAAAUAUAUCUUAUGGGCUGAUCACUCGUACAAUGUAGUCAGCCGUUGCCCUGCUGACUGAUGUCUGGAUGACGUCAUGAACUGUGUUGACAUUAACAAUGGCACUUAUCAUUUCUUAUCGUCCUUCGCAAGGUGAUGAGCAGUUUUUUUUAAAAUCAUGUUUGCACUCGCAUUCACGAUGGCCUAAGUACUUGUCACACACUAUUUGGAAUGCUGAUUGCUCAUACGAAAACAUGAUAUCUUAUUAUUAUUUUAAAGCCACAUAAACUAUUUUUAAUGCUACGUUUGCUAUAUUUUAAAGGCUGGUGCCUUUUAUUCAUUUAUACUGUAAUGUUAACUGGAAAAAAACAAUUAUCCCAGACAUCAAGCCAAUGAUCUUUUGCCCCAUGCAUUAAACCAGUGGUUCUCAACCUUCCUAAUGCCUCGACCCUUUCAAACAGUUCCUCAUGUUGUGGUUACCCCCAAACAUACAAAUAUUUUCCAUGCUACUUCAUAAAUAUUUGUUUUCCGAUGGUCUUAGGCGACCCCUGUGUAAUUAUUUCAUUGAAGCUUUAAUUGCAUGUACUCUCAUUUGAAUACUGCUACAUAGGUACGUGCUGUUAGUCUUUCAAUUUCCCAAGCUAUCUGCCAGGUCUCGCUAGAGCAGUGGUUCUCAACCUUCCUAAUGCCGCGACCAAUUUAAACAGUUCCUUCAUGUUGUGGUUACCACCAACCAUAAAAUUAUUUUCAUUUAUUCUUCAUAAUAAUGUGUUUUCCUAUUGUUUUAGGCGACCCUUAUGGAAGGGUCGUUCGCCCCCCCCCCCCAAAUGGGUCGCGACCCACAGGUUGAGAACCGCUGCGCUAGAGUCAUUUAGCCUUAGAUCAAUACGUGCCAUACAGUGUGCCAGACAAUGAGGAGCGAAAGUGAGUGGAGAUUACAUUGACUGUUAAAGCAACAGACGCUGAUGGCAGACGUAGGACAUAGAUAAACCACGUGGUCAUUUUUUGAAACAGAGAAACAGGCAGCCGAGUCUAAGAUCUCCCAAUGAUGGUCGCUCAACACUCAACAGAAAGCCGAGUCUAAGAUCUCCCAAUGAUGGUCGGUCAACUGGGUUCAACGCGCCGAGUCGAUGGUCAAACAGCAAAUUUCACACAAAAACUUUACUCCUAGCCUGUGGUAGCAUGUCAUUGUAUCCUACUCUGCUCUACCUCCAAUAGGCCAUUCUAUCCUUUGCCUCCAAUAUGUCAUUGUAUCCUACUCUGCUCUACCUCAAAUAUGUCAUUUAUCUUAUGCCUCCAAUAUGUCAUUGUAUCCUACUCUGCUCUACCUCCAAUAUGUCAUUCUAUCCUAUGCCUCCAAUAUGUCAUUCUAUCCUGCUCUAUCACCAAUGUGUCAUUCUAUCCUAACAUACCUCCAAUAUGGUUUUGUAUCCUACUCUACUCUACCAUCAAUAGGUCAUUCUAUCCUACUCUACCUCCAUUAUGUCAAAAAAUGUGCACUUCACUGUCCGCAAUCUUGUCCACUUUAAAAUUGAUAGUACUGCGACCACUGACUAAUUUUAUGCACGUUAUCUGCUAAAUGUCAGAAUAGUUAUCCUCUAAUUACAUUAUUACUAUCAACUACAUCUCAAUAUAUUUACCAUUCUAAUUUUUAGUGUGUCGACCAUGUUUUGUUCCAUUGACUUUUCUACUCCACUAUUUGCUUUGCCGUAGGUUCGCCAGCCCUCCAGUUCAUUUUUACCUCCCCGGAGAGAAGAGUGCAGUUUUGUCCCCGAACCGUAUCAUAUGUAUACAAACACAUGCACGUGCAGAGCUCGGGAUUUGCUCACUGGCUAUCUCUCGUGCCUCACAUUAGAAAUGCAUGGCUUUCCUCUCUCGUGAACAUUUUCUAAACAAAUGAUUUCACGCCUGGUGUUCUCCCUUAUGGAUCGGCGAUUCUCAACCUGUCACUUAGGGGGUGCUAUCCUACUAGUUCAGUGAUUCCCAACCUGUAACUGUAACUCGGGGUGUUUCUCCUUACAGAUCAGGGACUCUUAAGCUUUCAUUACAGCUGUUCUUCCUUUUAGAUAAGUGAUUCCUAAUCUGUCAAGAAUGUUGAUUUUUUAAUAGGUAAAAAUCUAUCAUUUUCAAUAUAACAUUAUUUGUCACAGAUAGUUCAAAUAGCAGAAUUAAUCAACAUAAUAUGUAAUAAUCAAGCCAAAAUAUAAUAGUUAAUAAUAAGAUUAUUACUUUCACAAAUCUUUAAAUAUUUAUUUAAUAUAACAUUGAACGAUUUUGAAUGUGUGGGCAAAAUUCACGAGAAUGCACACUUAGUGGGGUAACAUUGACGAGAAGGGCACAUUAAGUGGGGCAACAUUGACGAAAAGGGCACAUUUAGUGGGGCAACAUUGACGAGAAGGGCACACUUAGUGGGGCAACAUUGAAGAGAAGGGAACACUUAGUGGGGCAACAUUUACGAGAAGGGCACAUUUAGUGGGGCAACAUUGACGAGAAGGGCACACUUAGUGGGGCAAAAUUAACGAGAAGGGCACAUUUAGUGGGGCAACAUUGACGAGAAGGGCACACUUAGUGGGGCAACAUUGACGAGAAGGGCACACUUAGUGGGGCAACAUUGACGAGAAGGGCACACUUAGUGGGGCAGCAUUGACGAGAAGGGCACAUUUAGUGGGGCAACAUUGACGAGAAGGGCACAUUUAGUGGGGCAACAUUGACGAGAAGGGCACAUUAAGUGGGACAACAUUGACGAACAGGGCACAUUUAGUGGGGCAACAUUGACGAGAAGGGCACACUUAGUGGGGCAACAUUAACGAGAAGAGCACAUUUAGUGGGGCAACAUUGACAAGAAGGGCACACUUAGUGGGGCAACAUUGACGAUAAGGGCGCACUUAGUCGGGCAACAUUGACGAGAAGGGCACACUUAGUGGGGCAGCAUUGACGAGAAGGGCACACUUAGUGGGGCAGCAUUGACGUGAAGGGCACACUUAGUGGGGCAACAUUGACGAGAAGGGCACACUUAGUGGGGCAGCAUUGACGAGAAGGGCACACUUAGUGGGGCAACAUUGACGAGAAGGGCACACUUAGUGGGGCAACAUUGACGAGAAGGGCACACUUAGUGGGGCAACAUUGACGAGAAGGGCACACUUAGUGGGGCAGCAUUGACCAAAAGGGCACACUUAGUGGGGCAGCAUUGACGUGAAGGGCACAUUUAGUGGGGCAACAUUGACGAGAAGGACACACUUAGUGGGGCAGCAUUGACGAGAAGGGCACAUUUAAUGGGGCAACAUUGACGAGAAGGGCACACUUAGUGGGGCAACAUUGACGAGAAGGGCACACUUAGUGAGGCAGCAUUGACGAGAAGGGCACAUUUAGUGGGGCAACAUUGACGAGAAGGGCACAUUUAGUGGGGCAACAUUGACGAGAAGGGCACAUUAAGUGGGAUAACAUUGACGAACAGGGCACAUUUAGUGGGGCAACAUUGACGAGAAGGGUGCACUUAGUGGGGAAACAUUGACGAGAAGGGCACACUUAUUGGGGCAACAUUGACGAGAAGGGCACACUUAGUGGGGCAACAUUGACGAGAAGGGCACACUUAGUGGGGCAACAUUGACGAGAAGGGCACACUUAGUGGGGCAACAUUAACGAGAAGAGCACAUUUAGUGGGGCAACAUUGACAAGAAGGGCACACUUAGUGGGGCAACAUUGACGAUAAGGGCGCACUUAGUCGGGCAACAUUGACGAGAAGGGCACACUUAGUGGGGCAGCAUUGACGAGAAGGGCACACUUAGUGGGGCAGCAUUGACGUGAAGGGCACAUUUAGUGGGGCAACAUUGACGAGAAGGGCACAUUUAGUGGGGCAACAUUGACGAGAAGGGCACAUUAAGUGGGACAACAUUGACGAACAGGGCACAUUUAGUGGGGCAACAUUGACGAGAAGGGUGCACUUAGUGGGGAAACAUUGACGAGAAGGGCACAUUUAGUGGGGCAACAUUGACGAGAAGGGCACAUUUAGUGGGGCAACAUUGACGAGAAGGGCACAUUUAGUGGGGCAUCAUUGACGAGAAGGGCACACUUAGUGGGGCAACAUUGACGAGAAGGGCACACUUAGUGGGGCAACAUUGACGAGAAGGACACACUUAGUGGGACAACAUUGACGAGAAGGGCACACUUAGUGGGGCAACAUUGACGAGAAGGCACAUUAAGUGCGGAGUGCGGCAACAUCCUUUAUAAGUGGGGGGGGGCAAGAGAUUUAAAGUUAGAUUGAUUGAAGUUUGAAAUACUUUCAAGUUGAGAUCAAUUUUUUUUAAAUCGCACGUAAAAAAUACCCAUUUUUAGAGAUCAAAUAUUUGAAGGCAGAAAACAAAUAUCUCUUUAUUAAUAUCAAAUAUUUGACGACAAUGAGAAGCCAGUCUUAGAAUUACCCAGAACUGAAAAAUCACAACAUGGAAUAAGUCAAGAAAUAUAUUCAGAAGAGUAGCGUGAUACAUUAUGGAAAUGCUAAGACAAGUAAAAGAUUUUUUUAAUAAUAUAAUGCUAGUAGCCAUGCUAUUUAUUGAUAAAAUUUAAGAAGAUUUGUAUUGCAAUACAGUUUAUGAUCACGUCCAUCUAGCUCUAAAAAUCUUGUCACGUUAGAUAUUUUGUACUUUGCCAAUAUUUAAUGUCCCUCGUCUGUUGCGGAGAUUAGGCUCCAGAACCACCCCCCCCCCCCCCCCCCCCCGCCGCCCCACAACCCCCCCCCCCCCCCCCCGCCCGUCGAAAGGCAAAAAUACGUUACAUAGUGACCUUAUAUAUAAUUUAUUAAUUAUAACUCUUUUAAGGCUUUAGAAACCCUUCUUACACCCUUAUAAAUCUUUCCCACACUGAUAUUAACUUUUCCCACACUAGUUUAAACCUUCCCCACACUUUUUUUUUCUAUGCUCUUAAUGACUUUCUACACUUCAUAAUUUUAACAAUUUAUAAAAUUGUAUAUCAAUCUGCGAUACAAAAUUUGAUAUACCCUGUACAUACCCUGUACAUACCCUGUACAUACCCUGUACAUACCCUGUAUAUACCCUGUACAUACCCUGUAUGGUUGUAGUAAAGUCCGCGGUACAGUGAGAUCGUGAGAAGGGAGCUACCUUUGGUAUGGCCAGGGACGACUAGACCAGGGGCCGUCUUAACACUAUAGGAGGCCCUGGGCACAGCAAUGCACUGGGGCCCCCUAGAAACACAACAUACCUCAAACAUUGGGGGGGGGGGGGGGGGGAGCAAACAGUUCCUGCUCCCAACCAACUCACCAAGAGGCAUAAAAAUGUAAAAUAGAAAUAAACAUUCAAUCAAUGUAAACUUCGAUGAAUGCAAUUUAUUGACGCUAAUAACAAAAUCAUUCAAAAUCAAUAAUAGUUUUAAAAUAUAUCAGAAAUCAAGUAUAAAUAAUUCCAGAGGAUGAUAAAUUAUCAUUUUUGGCGGAUAGAUAGAAUAAAUUAUUUAAUAUAGAAUAUUCCCCUUUAAAAGUUUUAAAAUUGUCCAACUUUGAUUCGCAUUUAAAAUAUUAAUUUUGGAAGGUGCUGAUAUAAUAAUAUAUCUAUUACAUAUCGUGGGUUAACAUGGGGAAAUUCGAUAUUUUAUAUCCAAUGGUCAAAAUGUUUCAAUAAUCAUUAACAACAUGUAAAGCAUGAUGGCCAUAUACGAGUGAGUCUCCUAAAAACGUGGGAACCUUUACAAGCUCAGGGCCCUGGGCCAGUGCCCACUAGGCCUAGGCCUUAAGACGGCAAUGGACUAGACUGCAUGCAUUUUCUGAUCAGUUUCUGAACAUUUGGGAACGUACACUGGAUCGAUUUUAUUGUAAAGGAAAUUCAUUUUCUACAUCUAUAUUAUAGUGUGCUCCGAACAUAAUAGCAUCAUGUGCACUGUCCGCACCGGACCAAACAUCACUGUCUGCGCCGGAUAAAAUAUCACCUUCUGCACCGGACAAAAUAUUACUCUCUGUACCGGACAUAAUAUCACUGUAUGCGCCGGAUAAAAUAUCAACUUCUGCACCGGACAAAAUAUUACUGUCUGCACCGGACAAAAUAUUACUGUCUGCACCGGACAAAAUAUCACUGUCUGUACCGUUCAAAAUAUCACUGUAUGUACCGGACAUAAUAUCACUGUCUGUACCGGACUAAAUAUUACUGUCUGUACCGGCCAUAAUAUCACUGUCUGUACCGGACUAAAUAUCACUGUCUGUACCGGCCAUAAUAUCAUAGUCUGUACCGGACUAAAUAUUACUGUCUGUACCGGCCAUAAUAUCACUGUCUGUACCGGACUAAAUAUCACUGUCUGUACCGGCCAUAAUAUCACUGUCUGUACCGGACUAAAUAUUACUGUCUGUACCGGCCAUAAUAUCACUGUCUGUACCGGACUAAAUAUUACUGCCUGUACCGGACAUACUAUCACUGUCUGUACCGGACUAAAUAUUAAUGUCUGUACCGGCCAAAAUAUCACUGUCUGUACCGGACUAAAUAUUACUGUCUGUACCGGACAUAAUAUCACUGUCUGUACCGGACAUAAUAUCACUGAGUAUACGGGACAUAAUAUCACUGUCUGUACCGGACAAAAUAUCACUGUCUGUACCGGACAUAAUAUCACUGAGUAUACGGGACAUAAUAUCACUGUCUGUACCGGAAAAAUAUCACUGAGUGUACGGGACAAAAUAUCUCUGUAUACCGGAAAAAAAUCACCGAUAUAAAUCUCCGUUCGCUCCCGUAUAUCAGAACCUCCCGUAUAUCAGAACCUCCCGUAUAUCAGAACCUCCUGUAUAUCAGAACCUCCCGUAUAUCAGAACCUCCCGUAUAUCAGAACCUCGUGUAUAUCAGAACCUCCCGUAUAUCAGAACCUCCUGUAUAUCAGAACCUCCCGUAUAUCAGAACCUCCCGUAUAUCAGAACCUCCUGUAUACCAGAACCUCCCGUAUAUCAGAAACUCCUGUAUAUCAGAACCUCCCGUAUAUCAGAACCUCCCGUAUAUCAGAAACUCCCGUAUAUCAGAACCUCCCGUAUAUCAGAACCUCGUGUAUAUCAAUGCCCCACCUAUUCCCUCGGCACCCGGACACAAGCACCCAACACCUUUCUCCUUAUCGUGACAUUAAGACGCCAAUUAAUUUGAUUCAGCUCUAAUCUGUGCGUGUUCGCCCAACCAGCGAAACUACCGCCCCUUCCCCCCAACCCCCCACACUCAUUUUAGAUAAGUCCGACACGUUAGGCUACCUUUAGUCCAACUAACAGAGAUCAUUUGGAACUCUCCUUUUCUCUGAGGUCUUUAGUUUAUUUUGUAACUAACUUAUGUUGAUUUGUUAGAAACAUCUGUUCAAGACUAAAUCAUCAUUAAAUUUAAUGUUUAAAACCAAUAUUAAUUAAACGGCGACCGUGUCAAAGCACGGAAAAUUAGAUCAUGCACAGGCGCAUGUGCUAUCAAUGUUGGGUUAAUUUUAGAUCAUUCAAUGUGCUAUCAAUGUGGGGCUAAUUUUAGAUCAUUUAAACUGCUAUCAAUGUUGGGCUAAUUUUAGAUCAUUCAAUGUGGCUAUCUAUGUUGGGCUAAUUUUAGAGCAUGCAAUGUGCUAUCAAUGUUGUGCUAAUAUUAGAUUAUUCAAUGUGCUAUCAAUGUGGGUCUAAUUUUAGAUCAUUCAAUGUGGCUAUCAAUGUUGGGCUAAUUUCAGAUCAUGCAAUGUGCAGUCGAUGUUGGGCUGAUUUUAGAUCAUGCAAUGUGCAGUCGAUGUUGGGCUUAUUUUAGAUCAUGCAAUGUGCAGUCGAUGUUGGGCUGAUUUUAGAUCAUGCAAUGUGCAGUCGAUGUUGGGCUUAUUUUAGAUCAUGCAAUGUGCAGUCGAUGUUGGGCCAAUUUUAGAUCAUGCAAUGUGCAGUCGAUGUUGGGCUGAUUUUAUAUCAGGCAACCAAAGUUGAGCUUAUUUUAGAUCAUCAUGCACUGUGUAAUUAAUGGUGGGCUAAUUUUAGUUUAUGCACCGUGCAAUGAAUGUUGGGCUGAUUUUAGAUCAGGCACUGUGCAAUCAAUGUUGCGCUAUUUUUAGAUCAGGCACUGUGCAAUGAAUGUUGAGCUAUUUUUAGAUCAGGCACUGUUCAAUCAAUGUUGGGCUAAUUUUAGAUCUCACAAUGUGCAAUUAAUGUUGAGCUAAUUUUAGAUUAUGCAAUGUGCAAUAAAUGUUGAGUUAAUGUUAGAUCAUGCAAUGUGCAAUCAAUGUAGGGCUAAUUUUAGAUCAGACACUGUGCAAUCAAUGUUGAGCUAAUUUGAAAUAAUCUUAACCCCCCUCACUUGGAAGCUUCCACUCUUUAAAUGAACCCAUUUUUUUUAUCCUGUCAUUCCACAGACUUGGCCUUUUACAUUCAACGGACGCGCGUUCGGCGGGAGUCACCACAGUCCACCCUUGGGCUCCAGCGCGAGAGACUGUAGUCAUGGCGACAGCAGCAACAGUAGCAUGGGAAGCAACUCCCCACAGCCGGAAAGGACGAUGAUGUCUAGUCACGUUGUUGUCUCCCAUUGACAAAGGGAUUGAACAUCUAUCAUGCACUGUGGUGAACAAAACACCAUACACAAGAAGAUAUCUGUGAUGUAAGGGGAGAGUGCACACGUGAUGACAUCAUUGCCAUGUGACCUUUGGGAGAUGGACAAAAAAGUGCUCUUAUUAAGUAACAAUUAUUCGAUAACACGUGACAUUGAUUCAUUACCACGUGACAAUCAUUCAAAAAUCAUUGAAUAAUCAUUGAAUAAUAAUAAUAAUAAAUAGUAACCAUUUAAGACCCAGGAACUAUCCCUGAGUAACAUAUAACAAUCAACAAUUGGAUAUUAUGACUAUGAAGAAUACCAUAUGGCAAUCAACUAUAACAUGACGAUAAAGAGUAAUCAACGAUACCAUGUGGCAAUCAUUCUAUGAUAUUGGGCAAUAUUUUAACUUGCUCCGACGAUUUAAAAUAUGUCAUUAUAUUUAAAUACAACUUGAAAAUUGUUUCAACAUACAAGUUAUCAAUAGUUUAAUUUCACAACAAAUCAUGAAUUUACAGUUUGUUUGACCGAGUAUGAUUUUGUAUGAUAUUGUAUGAUAUUGUAUGAUAGUAUAUGAUUGUUUAUUUCCAUAAGAAAAAUUCAAAAUUUGAACA